UUUCUCGUUUGAAUAAAAACUGAAUAAAAGUUUUAUACAAAAUGGUCGUUUGUUUGAUGCGAAUCUCUGCGAAAUCAAGAAAAUUAAUUGGAAUAUUCAAUGGAGCUCUGAUCGGAUUUAUACUUUUUCUGGAGGUUUUACUGGUUAUUUUGAAAAACGAUAAACUAAUCGAGUUUUAUAAUAUUGGAAUCUUUCAAUGGCUUCGAGAUCAAGAUUCAGUGUACCUUUAUUCAAAUUUUAUUGUGAGCUUCCUCGUCUUGUGCUCAGUUUGUCUAUUAAUUUUUGUAUUUGAUGUGGCGACUUCUCAGGAGAGCGAGGCAUUCCAUGUUAAUUUGAAGACCUACUCGAUAUCAAUUUACUUGUUAUGUGUUUCAUUUAUGGUUUGUGUUCUGAGUUAUACACUUUCUCUUCGUAUUUCCUCAGAAUAUGAUACAAAAAUGACAACAAUUUUAAUGACUAAUUAUUUGAACUACAACGAAUCAAUGGAAAGUAGACGUCUUGUUGAUCGAAUUCAUAUUGAAUACUCGUGUUGUGGUGUGAACUCCAUUGAAGAUUUCGUAGAUCUGUCUGAAGUUGACAAUAAGUUACCUACUCAAACGAAACUAUGGCCCUGUAAUGAAUGGGAGUACUGUUCAGUACCAUUAAGCUGCUGUAAAACAGUUUCUUGUUCUCAAAAAGUUGAAUUAUUGAAUGAUGGAUGGGACCAGGCAAACAUCACCAACAAAUGGUUCAACAAAAUCGGUUGUGUUAAAAAAAUGGACAAUGCGUGGCUUUUUUUCAAUUUCCCUAGUUAUAAGCUAAACGAUUUCAUAAUGAUCCUUGUACUUGGAUUUCACAUAUGCUCAUUGAUUCUCACUCAAAUUCUUGUUACGUCUAGUGCAACAUUACAUGGUGCUCGCUUGGAAACUUCGGAAUCGUCGUAUGCAUGGCUCAUUGAUGUUGGACAACCAGAUUCUGUAGCUCUUAUUAAGAAACUCAAUCCAGAUAUCCUUCCAUCUGAAUUUGAAGCAUCCACAAGUGUUGGCAAGGAUGAGAAAGAGAUAGAACCAGAGAAAGACGUAGAUAUGAAUGCACAAACCGCGUUGACAACCACGGCAGAAACUGAACAUACUGCUACUAUGAAUAGCACCACAGCUCCAGUUACAACUACAAACACUGCCGAAACUACUGAUGCAACUUUGGUUUCCACUUCAACCAGCAACAUUGGAAAAUUGUCAACUUCGAGAGAUGAUGGUGUUUUGAGUUCCGACUCAAACGAUAAAUUGACUAAGAAAAGUACAGAGCAUCCAAUGAAGAAGGAAAAACAGACUAAGAACAAAGUCCAACUUCGGAAAAGCACGGAAACAAAACAGAAACCGAACGUCGUUGCAAAACCACAGAAGAAAACUGACACAAAAGUGAACACGGCGAAGAAAAAUCCGACACCUGUGAAAAAGGCGCCUUCGAAAAAGAAUAAAAAAUAAGAAUCCUUUUUUUCAAACUUUUUCCAUUCAAUUUCAUGAAAUAUUUCACCCUUUCUCCAAUAAAUUUAAUGCAUUUU
This is a messenger RNA of Caenorhabditis elegans, 1540 nucleotides long. It is a transcript of the gene tsp-18, whose product is annotated as TetraSPanin family. The transcript is spliced from 7 exons. The record is from RefSeq and is marked reviewed. NCBI's taxonomy places the organism in Eukaryota, Metazoa, Nematoda, Chromadorea, Rhabditida, Rhabditidae. Bases 42 to 1463 code for a protein of 473 amino acids. Gene Ontology annotation, cellular component: membrane.